Molecule: messenger RNA, 2274 nt
Organism: Cladophialophora yegresii CBS 114405
Lineage: Eukaryota; Fungi; Ascomycota; Eurotiomycetes; Chaetothyriales; Herpotrichiellaceae
Exons: 2
Coding region: 1-2274 (757 amino acids)
Molecular function (GO): RNA binding
Source: RefSeq, a predicted model, not a curated record
AUGGCAGCAGCAGAGGACCACGAUGACUCUUCGGUCACUCGAAUCUACGUGUCAGGACUCCCGCCAUCGACGACCAAAGACCAGGUGCGGUCACAUUUUGCGGCACGAGGAAAGUACACCGUCACAGAUGCUCAUGUCAUUCCAGACCGCCGCAUGGCCUUUGUAGGCUUCUCGACUAAUGAACAGGCCAAGAGCGCCGUUCAGUAUUUCAACAAGUCCUUCGUUCGCAUGUCGAAGAUCUCUGUCACCCUAGCUAAGCCCGUCCAAGUCAGGCGCGAUGAGAAAGGCCAGGCGGUACCUGUGUCGGAACGUGGUUCGAGGAAGAGGAAGCGCCAUGUCCAAGAUGAUGGCGAGCACACCCGGCAGCCCCCAAUCAGCCAACCCACAAAACCUGCCACUGAAGCGAGUUCCAAGCUAGGCGCUGAGUCAAAGACUGUCCUUGAAGAGGAGGAACCUCGAUCACAAGAACAACCAUUAGAGGAAGAACUUGGUGAUAAUGACGCUCCAGAAGCGCCGAGGUCAGACAUGGAUUGGCUGCGACGGAAAACAAACAGAACACUGGACUUGGUGGACGAAACCGAAACUGGCAAGGACAGAUCAAAGGCACUUCACCCUGAGGUUGUCGAUACUCGCACUGCGGACACGACAGUAGCGGAAAUCAAGGCCGGCGAGACCGAUGAUCAAGACACAGAACCUCUACAGGAACCGUCUAUACCUGUGCCCAACGCUCGAUUGUUUGUCAGGAACCUUCCUUUUGAUACACAAGAAGACGAUCUCCGAGCCGUCUUUGCUCCGUUUGGUAGAAUCUCAGAAGUCCAUCUGGUGACAGACACUCGAAAAUCCACCGGUAAAGGGCUUGGCUAUGUACAGUUCGUGGAGCCAGUGGAUGCGGGAAAGGCUCUUGUCGCCCUCGAUGGCAAGGACUUCCGAGGCCGGUUGAUGCACAUUCUCCCAUCUUCUGACAAGAAGACCCAGAAGCUCAGCGAGUUCGAAAUAUCAAAACUGCCCUUGAAGCAACAAAAGGCUAUCAAGCGCAAAAAUGAGGCCUCGACUUCGACGUUCAGCUGGAACUCCCUAUAUAUGAACCCAGAUGCGGUUCUGGCAUCUGUCGCUACUCGUCUAGGUGUCUCGAAGGCAGAGUUGCUCGACCCUGCCUCGGCAGAUGCGGCUGUCAAACAAGCCCACGCGGAAACUAGCGUUAUCAAGGAGACCAAGGACUAUCUAAAGUCCAAUGGUGUGAAUAUUGACGCCUUCAAGAACCGGUCACGGGACGAUCGGACGCUACUACUGAAGAACUUCUCCUUCGGUACCACCGCGGAGGAAAUGUCCCAGAUGCUCGCCCAGUACGGGACUGUCGAGCGUCUGCUUUUCCCGCCAACAGGUACCAUGGCGGCCGUCCGGUAUCGUGAGAGUAGCGAGGCUUCCUUGGCGCUAAAACAGCUGGCAUAUCGGAAUCUAAGAGGCUCCGUACUCUUUCUCGAAAAGGGUCCAGCUGGCCUCUGGGACGGUCCUGUGCCGGCAGCAACCGCGGAAUCAGCAAAUUCCAAGGGAGACGAAACCGAUGGCGUCGUUGCCACGACCUUUACGGUUUUCGUGCGCAACUUAAAUUUCUCGACCACCUCAACCAGACUUGUGGAGGCGUUCAAACCACUGUCCGGAUUCCUCUCCGCACGAGUCAAGACAAGGACGGAUCCCAGCCGGCCGGGCGAAAUUCUCAGCAUGGGCUUUGGCUUUGUCGAGUUUCGCACCAAGAGCCAAGCGGAUGCGGCAAUCGCAACGAUGAAUGGAAGACGGCUCGACGGGCACGAGCUUCUUGUUCAGACGUCACAGAAAGCCACAGAUCUCGGCGAGGAGAGGCGCAAAGAAGACACGGCCAAAAAGCUGAACUCGGCAAAGACGAAAAUCGUCAUCAAGAACUUGCCCUUCGAAGCCACCAAGAAGGAUGUUCGCGCCCUGUUCAGUUCAUACGGCCAGCUCCGCACUGUACGAAUGCCCAAGAAGUUCGACAAUACUGCGCGCGGAUUUGCGUUUGCCGACUUCCUUACGGCUAAGGAAGCCGAAAAUGCCAUCGAGGCCCUUUCAAACACUCAUCUGCUAGGCCGUAGGCUGGUACUUGACUUUGCAGAGGGCGAGAUUGUCGACCCCGAAGCAGAGAUCCGAGCCAUGGAGAAGAAGGUCCAGGGUCAUCAGGAUACGCUAACUCACCAUAGGAUGACUGGAUCGUCUCGAAAGAAGUUCAACGUCGAUGCACGAGAAGACUUCGACCCCCUCUAG